Messenger RNA from Lycium barbarum (goji berry), 633 nucleotides. Its product is annotated as zinc finger protein ZAT11-like. NCBI's taxonomy places the organism in Eukaryota, Viridiplantae, Streptophyta, Magnoliopsida, Solanales, Solanaceae. The transcript has a single exon. Bases 88 to 570 code for a protein of 160 amino acids. The record is from RefSeq and is a predicted model, not a curated record.
CAAUGAACCCAAGUAUAUCCACAUCACUUCUAAAUUCUAGUAACAUUAUAUUUUAUUCAAAGGAUUCAAAUCUUCAUCGUGACGGCAAUGAAAAGAAGCAGAGAUUACAAUGGUGAAGUGGAAGCACAAGCCAUGGCUAACUGCUUAAUCCUUCUAUCAUCCAAAGAUAAAGAUCGUCGUAAUUCAUUUGAAUGCAAGACGUGCAAAAAACGAUUCUCAUCUUUUCAAGCACUUGGUGGCCACCGAGCGAGUCAUAAAUCUCUGAAAUCAUCGAUAGACUCUGGAAAGUUUCUUCAUGGCAAUAACAACAGCAAAUUAUUAUCCCAAAAACGUAAGGUAGUGCAUGAAUGCUCAAUUUGUGGGAUGGAGUUUUCUAUGGGCCAGGCUUUAGGUGGACAUAUGAGACGUCACCGUGCCACCAUGAAUGAAAUUGAAGGAGUACCAGUUUUCAAGAAGUCGAAUAGUAGCAAGAGAAUAUUAUGCGUGGAUCUUAAUUUAACUCCUGAUGAGAAUGAUGAUUUCCAGUUAUGGCCCACCGCACCUGCUCCUGUUUUGCGAUGCUUUAUCUAAUUUUCCCUCGACUUCCAUUGAUAUAGAUUGGCUUAUAAAUUGCUUAUAAGCUGUUUUCAGUUU